Maniola jurtina (meadow brown) is the source of this 1236-nucleotide messenger RNA. Its product is annotated as delta(3,5)-Delta(2,4)-dienoyl-CoA isomerase, mitochondrial. Gene Ontology annotation, cellular component: mitochondrion. The transcript has 9 exons. The record is from RefSeq and is a predicted model, not a curated record. Gene Ontology annotation, molecular function: delta(3,5)-delta(2,4)-dienoyl-CoA isomerase activity. The coding region runs from base 147 to 1064 and encodes 305 amino acids. NCBI's taxonomy places the organism in Eukaryota, Metazoa, Arthropoda, Insecta, Lepidoptera, Nymphalidae.
AGCGCAUUGUUUUGGAAUGUUUGAAAUUCCCAAUUCAAAAAAAUACCUAUUGGUCGGUGAAAUAUAUUUGGGACUUUGGACUUUUGUUCAAUUUUGCAUUAUUUCAAUUGUUUUUGUUAAGUUUUCUAUUAAUUGUUAAAUCCACAAUGAUUAGGAAGUCAGUUGCUUUGGUUAGAUCUUCGAAAUUAACACCCGUAAGAGGCAUACUAACAAGGCUAUACUCUUCGAAUGUUGAUGUACCGAAGUUUGAAACAUUAGGUGUCUCCGUUCCAAUCAAAAAUGUCUUCCAUGUUGAGUUGAAUCGACCUAAACAGUUGAAUACUUUUAAUAAAGCUAUGUGGAAAGAACUGGAAGCAUGUUUUUCAUCGCUGAAUGUGAAUCCUGAGUGUAGAGUCAUAGUUUUGUCUGGACAAGGAAAACAUUUUACUGCUGGAAUUGAUUUCAACAGUCUGCUAGAGGAGACGAGUAAAGCGGAGGAUUUUGAUGACAUUGCGCGCAAGGCUCGGAUUUUGAACACCCUAAUUAGUUACUGUCAGGAUGGUAUCACAAGUCUUGAGGACUGCACAAAGCCAGUGCUUGCGGUUGUGCACAACGCUUGCAUUGGAGCGGGAGUCGACCUUAUCACUGCAGCUGAUAUGAGAUACUGCACAGAAGAGGCGUGGUUUCAAGUGAAGGAAGUGGACUUAGGUCUAGCAGCCGAUGUAGGCACGCUGCAAAGGUUACCCAAGGUCAUAGGCAAUACCUCUACAGUGAGAGAGUGGUGCUUCACAGGAAGAAAAGUCCAGUCAAAAGAGGCCUCCGAAGUGGGUCUCGUUAGUAAAGUUUACCCUGACAAAGAUAGUGCGCUAAAGGAAGUUCUAGAAAUAGCCCAAAGUAUAGCCCUGAAGAGUCCCGUAGCGGUGCAAAUGACGAAGCAGUCCCUCGUCUACUCCCAGAGUAGACCUACUAAAGAUGGAUUGGAACACAUUAAACUGAUAAACCAAGCGAUGCUGCAGAGUGAGGAUUUGAAGAAGGCUGCCAUGGCGACGGCCACUAAAACUGAAACUGAAUUCGAUAAUUUGUAAACUACUAGCUGAUAGUUGAUACAUGCACACAAUAUAGACUGCUAAAAUCAUAACCCUUCCUUUUGGAUUUGCCGUAGUCGGGUAAUAAUAAGGAGUACUUAUUUUAUAACUAGUAUAUGUAUUACCUUGUAUUUUUUGCGGAAUCCAAAAGGAGGAGGAAAAGAGGAGAAUU